ACUGCCUACUUCUGCAUAACUACAUCUGUUUCUGCUCAGAACAAGCUAGCCCUGCAACAUCUCUCAUCUUUUUCUUCAUCGAAUAAUACACUCACCCCAUCAUCUCUCCCCCUCUCUCUCCAGUUCUUUCUUGGUUCUAUCUCUUUCACCAUUACCCCUACUCUGUAACUUCACAACUUCACUUUUUUCAAGGUGAAAAGAGAGAGUACUCAAAACCCCUCUAAAUUUGGCUAACAUUAUUUCAAUCUUUUCAUGCCAUUGACUAAAUAUACCUAUUUCAUAAACACCCUUUAGAGCUAUACAAUCGUAUAUAACUAUUAAACUAUGAUUUCUCAAAGCUUCUAUCCAAAGUUUGGAUUUUUAAAGAAUCUGUAAAGAAAGAUUGUGUUUUUAAGCUAUGGCCAUGGCAGUUUUCAUCUGGGUGGGCUCAAAAAGAAGGAAAGAUCAGUUCUUGGUGAUGCCCCUGUUUGUUCUUGUGCUUGUUUUCUCUUGCUUUGCAUUAGCUUCUUCAAACUCAGACCAAGGGGCAACAUUGUUGGAAAUAAAGAAGUCAUUUAGGGAUGUGGAUAAUAUAUUGUAUGACUGGAGGGAUUCACCAUCUUCAGAUUAUUGUGGGUGGAGAGGAGUUACUUGCGACAAUGUCACCUUGAAUGUUGUUGCACUUAAUCUCUCUAGCUUGAAUCUUGAUGGGGAAAUUUCAACUGCCAUUGGAGAUCUUACAAGCUUAAUAUCCAUAGAUAUGAGGGGUAAUCUUAUCUCUGGGCAAAUCCCAGAUGAGAUCGGCGAUUGUGUGGCCUUGCAAAAUUUGGAUUUGUCCUUCAACGAAUUAUAUGGUGACAUACCAUUUUCAAUAUCAAAGCUGAAGCAAUUGGAGAACCUGGUUCUCAAAAACAAUAAUUUGAUUGGUCCAAUUCCAUCAACUUUGUCUCAGAUUCCAAAUUUAAAAAUUCUGGACCUGGCACAGAAUAAGCUAAGUGGAGAGAUACCAAGACUGAUAUACUGGAAUGAAGUUCUGCAGUAUCUAGGUCUGCGAGGCAACAAUUUGGUUGGAUCACUCUCUCCUGACAUAUGUCAACUCACAAGCUUGUGGUAUUUUGAUGUGAGAAACAAUAGUUUGACUGGUACCAUUCCUCUGAGCAUAGGAAAUUGCACUGCCUUCCAGGUCUUAGACCUGUCUUACAACAAAUUGACUGGUGAAAUUCCAUUCAACAUUGGGUUUUUGCAAGUAGCUACAUUAUCUUUGCAAGGGAAUCAACUUACUGGGAAUAUUCCAUCGGUGAUUGGUUUGAUGCAGGCACUUGCAGUUUUGGAUUUAAGCUGCAACAUGUUGAGCGGACCUAUUCCUUCCAUUUUGGGAAACUUGACGUUCACAGAGAAGCUGUACCUGCAUGGGAACAAGCUCAAUGGUUCAAUUCCACCGGAGCUUGGAAAUAUGACAAAGCUUCACUAUCUGGAAUUGAAUGAUAAUCAGCUCUCUGGCCAUAUUCCACCAGCACUUGGGCAGCUCACAGAUUUGUUUGACCUAAAUGUUGCCAACAACCAUCUUGAGGGGCCUAUACCUGAUAAUCUUAGCUCUUGCACUAAUCUUAAUAGCUUCAACGUAUUCGGGAACAAGCUAAAUGGAACCAUACCUUCUGCAUUUGAAAGGCUUGAAAGUAUGACAUACCUAAAUCUUUCAUCCAACAAUCUCAAGGGCCCGAUUCCAAUUGAGCUAUCCCGUAUUGGUAAUUUGGAUACAUUGGACCUCUCAAAUAAUAGGAUCACUGGUGCAAUUCCUUCGCCAAUUGGUGAUUUGGAACAUCUUCUUAAACUGAAUUUGAGCAAGAACAAUCUAACUGGACUAAUACCUGUGGAGUUCAGUAAUCUAAGAAGUGUUAUGGAGAUAGAUCUUUCGCACAAUAACCUGUCUGGUCCUAUUCCUAAAGAGCUUAGCCAGCUGCAGAAUAUAUUUAGUCUGAAGCUUGAAAACAACAAUUUAACAGGAGAUGUGAUGUCUUUAGUCAACUGCCUCAGUCUUACAAAUCUAAAUGUUUCUUACAAUAACCUAGCUGGGGAUAUUUCUCAAGGAAAGAACUUCUCGGGGUUUUCACCAGAUAGUUUCUUAGGAAAUCCACAAAUCUGUGGCUAUUGGCUCAGUUCUCCUUGUCAUGCAUCUCGACCUCCUGGGCGUGUGACAAUUUCAAAAGCAGCUAUUUUGGGGAUUGCUCUGGGUGCCCUGGUGGUUCUUCUCAUGAUACUGGUUGCUGCAUGCAUGCCGCAUUAUCCAGCACCUUCGUUGGAUGGAUCGCUUAUCAAACCAGUUAAAUACUCAGCCCCGAAACUUGUAGUCCUCCACAUGAACAUGGCACUGCACAAGUAUGAAGAUAUCAUGAGGAUGACUGAGAGCCUGAGUGAGAAAUAUAUGAUUGGUUAUGGUGCUUCAAGCACUGUGUACAAAUGUGUUCUGAAAAAUUGCAGGCCUGUGGCCGUAAAGAAAUUGUACACUCACUACCCACAGUACCUGAAGGAAUUUGAGACGGAGCUGGAGACAGUUGGGAGCAUCAAACAUCGGAACUUAGUGAGCCUGCAAGGAUACUCUCUCUCACCCUUGGGGAACCUUCUCUUUUAUGACUACAUGGAAAAUGGUAGCCUCUGGGAUGUUCUUCAUGGCCCUACAAAGAGCAAACGGCUUGACUGGGAAACCCGUCUAAGAAUAGCACUAGGAGCUGCCCAAGGGCUUUCAUAUCUUCAUCAUGACUGCAGCCCUCGCAUAAUUCAUAGGGACGUAAAGUCGUCAAACAUUCUUUUGGACAAGGACUAUGAGGCACACCUAACUGACUUUGGCAUUGCUAAAUUUUUAUGCACAUCAAAAUCCCACACGUCUACUUAUGUUAUGGGCACCAUUGGCUACAUAGAUCCAGAGUAUGCUCGCACUUCCAGACUAACUGAGAAGUCCGACGUCUACAGUUUUGGAAUUGUCCUACUUGAGUUGUUGACGGGAAUGAAAGCUGUGGAUGAUGAGUCCAACCUCCAUCACUUGAUUUUAUCCAAGACGGCUGACAAUACAGUCAUGGAAACUGUUGAUCCUGAAAUAUCCAACACAUGCAGUGAUCUCGGAGAUGUUAAAAAGGUGUUUCAACUCGCUCUUCUAUGCAGCAAAAAACAACCAUCUGAUCGUCCUACAAUGCAUGAAGUUGUCCGCGUCCUCAAUAGCUUAUUACCAUCUACAUCGCCAAAGAAAGGAUCAACGCCAGCUCUAGCUCCAGCUCCAUCCGCCAAAGUCCCCUGUUAUAUGGAUGAAUACGCGAAUCUCAAGACGCCUCACUUGGUAAACUGCUCUUCCAUGAGUACCUCAGAUGCCCAGCUCUUCUUGAAAUUUGGAGAGGUAAUCUCUCACAACAGUGGAUGAGGUGAUCAGUGUAGCCAUGACUCUGGGGACUGAAUGUUGGAAAUUGUGAAAAAUUAUCAGAAUUAUUGCCUAGGUAGGGUAAAAUUAAAUCAUCAAGAUCAUGAAAAUUUUGUAAAAAAGAUCCGGUGCCAAUUAUUAUAGUUAGUAGUUAGGUAAGACUUGAACAAAAUUUCGGUUGCAAUUAAAAUGUGUACCAAGUCUCUCUC
Messenger RNA from Daucus carota subsp. sativus, 3594 nucleotides. Its product is annotated as LRR receptor-like serine/threonine-protein kinase ERECTA. Gene Ontology annotation, biological process: protein phosphorylation. The transcript has 27 exons. Bases 398 to 3388 code for a protein of 996 amino acids. Gene Ontology annotation, molecular function: protein binding; ATP binding; protein kinase activity. NCBI's taxonomy places the organism in Eukaryota, Viridiplantae, Streptophyta, Magnoliopsida, Apiales, Apiaceae. The record is from RefSeq and is a predicted model, not a curated record.